CCUCUCUUUCUCUCUCUUCGAUCGAUCCUCUGCUUGGUAGGUUUGAAGACUGAAGAUGAUGGAAAAUCAUAGCUUGGAAUCUUCUCUUUUAGGUGGCGAUGAUCAUGCAAGAAGAAGACGAUGGACCAAAGCUAUCCUCUACUUUUCUCUAUUUAUCAUUCUCGCUUUUCUUCGUUACACUGGAAGCGGGGGGAAAAUAAGAGUAGGGAAUGCUCAUAAUGUUCAUAGACAGAUUGCUGGUGCGGAUAUUGUUGAGUCGAGUAAAGGAGUGGUGGCAGCCGAUGAUGGCCGUUGCUCUGAGAUUGGUGCAUCAAUGCUUAGAAAAGGCGGUCAUGCAGUUGAUGCUGCUGUUGCAACCGCAUUGUGCGUGGGGGUAGUCAAUCCUAUGGCCAGUGGAAUUGGAGGUGGGGCCUUUAUGAUUGUUCAUUCUACUUCUACAAAUCAAACUGUAGCAUUUGACAUGAGGGAAACUGCUCCUUUGGCUGCUUCCGAGGACAUGUAUUCCAACGACCUUAAUACCAAGUAUGAGGGUGCAUUGUCAAUGGGGGUACCUGGUGAAUUGGCUGGUCUACAUGAAGCUUGGUUGACAUUUGGGCGGUUACCUUGGAAUGAUUUGUUCAAACCAGCCAUUAAGCUUGCCAAAGAGGGGUUCAUAGUGGAGCCAUAUCUUGCACUCAGCAUUUUCAACAGUGGUGAAUCGAUCCUAUCUGAUCCUGGAUUAAGAUCUGUUUUUGCCCCAAAUGGGAGAUUAUUGCAAGCAGGGGAUACUUGUCAUAACAUUGAACUUGGGAGGACUUUGGAAGCAAUUGCUAAUAAUGGACCAAAAAUCUUCUAUAUUGGAGAUAUUGGUAAGAAGCUAGUCAAAGAUGUGAGAAAUGCUGGUGGGAUUUUAACAUUCGAGGACUUGAGGGAUUACAGAGUGGUAGUAACCGAUCCUAUUUCUGUGAACACUAUGGGAUAUACCAUUUUAGGAAUGCCACCUCCUUCAAGUGGAACCGUUGCCCUGUCUCUGGUUCUUAACAUAUUGGAUAGCUAUGAAAGCCUUAAUGCUGCAAAAGGGGCUAUAGGCUUGCACAGGCUGAUCGAAUCACUAAAACACACGCUGGCUGUUCGAAUGAACCUAGGCGAUCCCAAGUUUGUAGAUAUCAAUAAUACCAUAUCCAAUAUGCUUUCUCAUUCUUUCGCGAAACAACUUCAGCAAAAGAUAUUUGAUAACACCACUUUCCCUUCUGAUUACUAUUUGCCCAGGUGGAGCCAGCUUGAUGAUCAUGGAACAAGUCAUUUCUGCAUUGUAGAUGGAGAUCGAAAUGCUGUGUCAAUGACCACAACUGUAAACUACCCUUUUGGAGCCAAAAUAUUAUCACAAUCCACUGGCAUCAUUCUCAAUAACGAAAUGGGAGAUUUUUCAGUACCAACUGAAAUAGGAGACCAACUCCCCCCUGCUCCGACUAAUUUUAUCAAACCAAACAAACGACCCUUAUCAUCCAUGACUCCCAUCGUUGUUCUAAAGAAUGACCAACUUGUAGCAGUAAUUGGAGGGAGCGGUGGCUUGUACAUUCUUGAAGCAGUAAUCCAAGUUUUUCUCAACUAUUUUGCUAUGGGAAUGGAUCCCUUGGCUGCAGUACAGAAUCCAAGAGUUUACCAUAAGCUGAUUCCGAAUACAGUAUUGUAUGAAAACUGGACAGUUAUUGAUGGGGAUCAUAUUGAACUAGCUGAAGAGAGGAAGAAGUUUCUAGAAGAAAGAGGUCAUCAAAUGGAAGCAAAGAAAGGAGGAGCCAUUUGCCAGCUUAUUGUUCAAACUAUUACUGAUGAUUAUGAUGAUGUAAAUCAAAUGGGAAGAAAAUAUGGGAAACCUUCAUCAAAUGAUAAAAGAUUUGCCCAUGGAGUAUUAACGGCGGUGAGUGAUCCUAGGAAAGAUGGGAGGCCUGCAGCCGUAUGAUCAAUGAUCUCUAAGGUAGAAUGAAUAAUGCCCAUUAAUGGUCGAACCAGACCAUUUACUUGUUGUUGUGUAUAUAUCAAAACAGUAAUUCUCAGUCUAUAAAUUAAUAUUCUGGAAUUUAAGUAUAUAUUUUCAUUUCCUAAUUGAUAAAAUAACAUGAAAAUACCAUGUCAUAAAAAGUAU
This is a messenger RNA of Impatiens glandulifera, 2122 nucleotides long. Its product is annotated as glutathione hydrolase 3-like. Gene Ontology annotation, molecular function: glutathione gamma-glutamate hydrolase. Gene Ontology annotation, cellular component: plasma membrane. The coding region runs from base 56 to 1939 and encodes 627 amino acids. The transcript is spliced from 7 exons. NCBI's taxonomy places the organism in Eukaryota, Viridiplantae, Streptophyta, Magnoliopsida, Ericales, Balsaminaceae. The record is from RefSeq and is a predicted model, not a curated record. Gene Ontology annotation, biological process: glutathione catabolic process.